This is a messenger RNA of Triticum dicoccoides, 3211 nucleotides long. Its product is annotated as zinc finger BED domain-containing protein RICESLEEPER 2-like. The coding region runs from base 1144 to 2943 and encodes 599 amino acids. The transcript is spliced from 5 exons. The record is from RefSeq and is a predicted model, not a curated record. NCBI's taxonomy places the organism in Eukaryota, Viridiplantae, Streptophyta, Magnoliopsida, Poales, Poaceae. Gene Ontology annotation, molecular function: protein dimerization activity; DNA binding.
CCUAUUAGCCCAUCCCGAAGACAGAGGAGGCGCUGCAGGGCAGGCGCACUCAUGCCGCCGCCGCUUGAUGGCCGACGCCGCCGCAUCACCGUCCCCUCCCUUGCAGCUUCUUGCCGUCCCAAUCAACACUCGUCGAUCCCCUCGACCCCGGCCGGACGGGAUGGUCAGGUCGCCGGCAACCCCCACCCCGACCCCCAGGUCGCCGGCUGCCCCAAACCCGACCUCCAGCUCGCCGGCUGCCCCAAACCCGAUCUCCAGCUCGGCGGCUGCCCCAAACCAGACCCCCAGCUCGGCGGCUGCAGAUCUUGAGGAGCACAAGGGUACUGGUGAGCUCUUGCGUGCCAUAAAAAUUGAGAAGGCUAAUGGCCCGGAUCUUGAGGAGCACAAGGCUGCUAGUGAGCUCCAUGUGGAACCACCAAAGUGCAAGAAAAGGAAGCGAAGUAGGUAGAGUAGCAGCGAGCUUCAUGCAGAACACCAACAAACAAACAAAGUCGUCAUGAAGCCGCCGACGUCCAAGAAAAAGAGGAAGGCAAGUGAAGGAAUGUGCACUAAUCCACCGGCACCGUUGCUUGGACCUUUGGCCGUUGACAUGGAUAAGCAGGCACCACCAUUAAAGAAGAAAAGGCUUAAUAAGAGAGAUGCUGCAACUAUACCAUCAUCCGGAUCUUUGCCCAUUGACAAGGAUAGGCAGCAAUCACCUCGAUCUUUGCCUGUUGACAAGGAUAAGCAGCCUUUCUUGUUUCCCAGAGAGAUGCUGCAACUAUACCAUCAUCCGGAUCUUUGCCCAUUGACAAGGAUAGGCAGCCAUCACCUCGAUCUUUGCCUGUUGACAAGGAUAAGCAGCCUUCACCUGGAUCUUUGCCCCUUGACAAUAAUAAGCAGCCAUCAUCUGGAUCUUUGCUCGUUGACAAGAAUAAGCAUCCAUCACUAUCCAAAAAAGUGGUAAGGUCUCCAGUCCUUAACAAUGUCGUAGUUUCAUUCUUAGCAAGAAGAGAAAAAAAGGCUAAGUCACUAGAGAGCUCUCCAACGUCACAGCCUUCACUGCUAGCUCUGUCACCCAAAGUAGCAAACCUUGGUUCACGCAGACCACGAAAAUUAAAAUCAAAAAUUUGGAAUGAGGCAGAGCCAAUCUAUGUUGAUGGAAUGCUUGCACAUGGUCGUUGCAUUUAUUGCAACAAACUCUUUUCUGCCUCAAAAAAGUCAGGUACAAGUCACAUCGGUAAACAUUUGGUGAUAUGUGAAGAAAAAGCUAAAAUGGAUGGUAUGGUUGCCAAGAUACGAACUGAUAGUGCAAUUGAUCCAGAGUGGAAGUUUGACCAAGGGCGUGCACGUAGAGCACUGACAAAGUUGAUUGUGCAACAUGAAUUACCUUUCACUUUUGUUGAAUAUCCUGGCUUUAGAUCCUUUGUUAAGACGUUGAAUCCAUGGUUCAACGUGGUAUGCAGAGAAACAAUUAAACAUGAUUGCAUUGAUGCAUAUGAUAGACACAAAAAAGAAAUUCAAGCACUUUUUAGCAAUCUAAGUUCUCGAGUAUCAUUAAUGGGUGACAUGUGGAUGUCCAAUCAGAAGCUGGGUUAUUUAUGCAUAAUUGCCCACUUUAUUGAUGGCUCAUGGACUCUACAAAACAGAAUAAUCACAUUUUGCCUCUUGGAAACUCCACACAACGCUCAUAACAUGUUUGACAUGGUGCAAAAGAGCUUGAGAGAUUGGAAUAUUGAAGACAAAAUCUUUAGCUUUACCCUGGACAAUGCACCAGUUAAUACCUCGAUGGUUGGCCACUUGAGAAAAAAAUUGGCAGAUAGGUAUCUUGUGCAUCAUAGUGGAAAAUUAUUGCAUGUUAGAUGUGCUGCACAUGUACUGAAUCUAGUGGUGCAAGAUGGGCUCGACGCAAUGGCGUCAGUUGUCGAUAGAAUCAGAGAAUCAGUGCAGUAUGUCAAGAGUUCGCAAGGCAGAAUGGAGAAAUUCAAUGCGAUGAUCGCGCGGGUGGGACUUGCUUGUAAAAACCAUCCUUCCCUAGAUGUGCCUACCCGAUGGAAUUCAACGUACCUAAUGCUUGAAUCAUCAUUGCCGUUCAGAGAAGCGUUCGAAGCCUUGAAAGAAACUGACAAAGAUUAUAAAUCUGAUCCUUCAGCUAGUGAAUGGGAGAUGGCCGAAGCUAUUUGCCAUCUUUUGGGCGCCUUUUACACAGCCACAAAGAAAAUCUCGGGUAGGACGUAUCCCACCUCUCACAUGUACUUCUAUGAGGUCUGGAAUGUGAAGCAGAUAAUGGAGAAAGAAGUUGUAAGUGAAAAUCCUACCAUUGUUGCCAUGGUGAAAGAGAUGGAGGAGAAAUGGAUGAAAUAUUUUGAGUCGUUCUUAACAAGUUGUCUGCCGGUGAUAUUUGAUCCGAGGUACAAAUAUGAAUAUGUUCACUUCCGAUUGACCGCAACUUUUGGUGGUGGCGCUGAGAAAUAUCUUACCAAGGUGAAUAGUGCGAUGAAGAUCCUAUUUGCUGAAUAUGCAUCUGAAUAUGAAAACACUUCUGAUGAAGGUGAUGAGGUUGCAGAGGAGGAUGGUGAGGGCACUCUUGAUGACUGGGAUAAGCAUUUGAGAUUGAAAAGAUCCCACAACUCAAAUGAGCUACAACGAUAUCUUGAAGAAGACCUGUUUCCUUGCCGACAGAAAUUGGAUAUCUUAAAGUGGUGGGAGAUUCACUCCCCAAAGUAUCCAGUGCUUGUGGCUAUAGCACGGGACAUAUUGGCAGUGUUUGCGUCUACAAUGCCUGCAGAGGCUGCAUUCAGCAAUGCUGGAAGGAUCAUCACUGCUCAAAGAAGUAGUUUGACCCCUAGUACUGUUGAGACGCUGAUGUGCCUCGAGGAUUGGUUUCGAGCAGCUGAUCGCCAAAAGGUGGAACCAACAGUUGGAGACCGUGUGGAUGAUCAAGAUGAUGCUGGAACAACCUAGGUAAUUCUGAUACUAGCACGCUGCACUUCAGUACAAUCAUCCUUUGUUGUCCUGGGGGUAAUUUUUUAACUCAUUAGGACAUGGAUGAUUACUGAUCUUUCAUUGUAUUGACGUGAAGUAUUAGUUGAGGUUGCAAUACAUUUGUGCUUUGGACUGGAAGCACAAAGAAACCGUUUAUUCAUGUCUCUUGUACCUUAUAAUUCUCUUGAACCUGUGAGGUUGCUGGACUGUAAAUGCUUUUCUUUCUUAUGGCACUGUAACUAUCUCA